Anopheles darlingi is the source of this 7045-nucleotide messenger RNA. RefSeq names its product hemicentin-1-like. The record is from RefSeq and is a predicted model, not a curated record. Bases 934 to 4731 code for a protein of 1265 amino acids. Lineage: Eukaryota; Metazoa; Arthropoda; Insecta; Diptera; Culicidae. Gene Ontology annotation, biological process: cell-cell adhesion. Gene Ontology annotation, molecular function: cell adhesion molecule binding. Gene Ontology annotation, cellular component: cell-cell junction. The transcript is spliced from 10 exons.
GUUUUUUCGAUCGGCAGCGUUUGGAGAAGGCACUUUUGCCAUUUAGCGUUUCAGCGUUGGUUUCGACCUUUCAUCAAUCUUUUAUUAAACAAGUGAUAUUAAGUGAUACCAAGACGUGAUAAAUCGAACGCAAUUGUGGUUGUUCUGAUCAUCUUGUUUUAAUGGUUAACUGUACUCAGAGGGAACAACGGAAUCAGAUAAUUCUCCAUAGUGGCACGGAAUUCCGCGAAGUAGCGAUCUCAGACGAUCGUGAAGGAAGUGAAACGGUUUAGCACUAGUUACUAGAGCAAACAUGAAUUGAUGUGAAUGUGAAGUCAGCGCAAAGGCAGCAGUGUGGUGAAGAAAACAGCAUAAAGCAAGAAAUGCGUGAGUGGGAGAAAAUUUGCACCGAAUUUACGGAUCUUUAGCUCGAAGUUAGUGUGUGCUUUUUGCAACGUAUACUUUUUAUACUUGUUUGCAGAGCAGUAGUAAUGUGGAAAGUUUAAUCAUCUCGUCAUCAAUUCAUUAGCACCGCUGAAAUGUUGAAGGAAAAAUUGGAAGUUAGUCGCGUGAAUUGAUAUGGCUUGAAAGCGAUAAGUGCGUCUUUAGGUGGCUAUACGAGCUUGGUUUGUAUGUGCGUGUGGGAUAGUGAACAAUACUGCAAAAUGUGCCAUGCUUGCUUAAAGGAAAAGUAAAAUAUUGAAUAGGUGAUUCAGUACUAUCAACGUACAAGUUUACAACAAUAUAUCCAUGCUGAUGUAUCUUAAAUCUCAUUCUCUCUAAACACGGAUGUGCAAGUAGAGAUUGUUAGCGCAACUGUGCUAAAAACAAAAGUUAAAUCGCAUAACAAUAGGACGCCUUAAAGUUAUUUGGCCUCUUGAAAUCAUUGGAGACGUUAUAAUAACAGCAAUAAAGAAGAAACGGAUCAAAUGUUCUAAAAUUGGAAAACACAACAUGAAAUCAACACGAGCCAAACAAACGAUGGAUUUUCACUGGAUCCUAACAGCUACAUUGGUGAUUGGUUUGGCGAUGGCAAAUAAAACAAUGGACACGCGAGAAGGCGAAGAUGUUACGCUCAAGUGUCGCUUCAAUGAACAUUUCUCGGAUCGUGAAUAUUCGUACUACUGGGCACAACAGUCUCCUAAUAAGUAUGAUAAUGUCGCAAUAAAGAGUGAUACCUUCAACCCAAACUACAAAAUCGAUUACCGUCCCAAUCAAGGCAUCUACGAUCUUCAAAUUUUUAAUGUGUCUUAUGUACGCGAUAAUGGGCGUUUUGAGUGUCGUAUCAAACAAAUCGGCAGUGAUAAUACUAUUUACGAAGACUAUUAUAACCUAACAGUUCUGACACCUCCUCAGCCUCCCUUAAUCUUUCCGGGUAGUGAAACUACUGCUACAGAGGACAAAAAGCUAGAGCUCACUUGCAGCAGUGUCGGUGGAUCACCCGAUCCAACAAUUUCUUGGCAUCGCGAAGCAAGUACAACACCUUUGAUGGCCAAUCAGCUCUAUGGUGGAUCACGGGACAUGCAGACAACUAGCACCCUGACGAUUAUUCCACGCCGCGAAGACGAUGGGGCGACCUUCACCUGUGUCGUAUGGAAUCGAGCGCUACCGGAAGGACAACGAUUGGAAACAGUCACGACAUUAUCAGUAAAUUAUUAUCCACGAGUAGAGAUUGGCCCUGAAAAUCCACUAAGUGUAGAACGAGAUCAAACGGCAAAACUUGAGUGCAAUAUCGAUGCCAAACCCAAGCCCGAAACAGUCAAGUGGACACGGAAUGGACGUUUCAUCUCAUCACAUCCUACCCAUACGAUCCACCGGGUGUCACUGCAAGAUGCAGGUCGCUACACUUGUUCGGCCGAUAAUGGGUUGGGUAAGAUAGGCGAGCAGGAAAUUACACUGAAUGUGUUGUAUUCACCAAUCGUACAAAUUGAAACAAAGGCCAAGACUGCCGAAGAGAAGGAAACGGUGCAUAUUAAAUGUAACGUUACAUCAAAUCCGCCGCCAGUGACGAUCGAGUGGCUAAAGGAAGGAGACAUUGAUUUCAGGCGUAGCGGAGAUACCCUGGUAUUGCGCGAUGUGCGAGCAGAGAAUGCUGGAACAUAUGUUUGCCGGGGUAUCAACAUGAUGAAACCGUAUGGUGGCAAAACCCUCGAGCGUGAAGGUAAUGCAUCGGUUGUACUCCUGGUACGUCAUCGUCCUGGGCGAGCUAAAAUUACGCCAGAAAAUCCUGUUGUACACGUCGGCAAUAGUGUCAGCUUGAUGUGUAAAGCAGAUCCCCCAGGCUAUCCCGAUCCUCAGUACCGUUGGUAUCGCGAUGUAGGUGGUGAGAUCUCUACUACCGUUAUAGCGCAGGGGGCUCAGUAUCUGAUACCGAAGGCAGGGCUAUCCAGUGAGGGCAAGUAUCAUUGUCAUGCUAGCAAUGAACUCGGCAAUGGUGACAUGGCAAGUGCGACACUUGAGAUCCAUCAACCACCGCAGUUUCUAGCCAAGCUUCAAUCGAACAUGAUAAAACGCGCGGGGGAAACUGAUUUUUUCGUGACGUGCAGUGCAAAGGGAAAGCCUGAACCUACAAUCACCUGGUUUAAAGACGAUGUGGAACUCACUCCCGAGCUGCUCCGUUACGAGGUAAAAACAAACGUCGAUCGCGGACCGAAUGGCAUGAUAACAGUUCAGAGUAUGCUUAAAUUUGCUGGAAAAGCACGUCCGAAUGGAAACGAUCUGACAUCAACUGAUCGUGGGCAAUAUACAUGUCUGUACGAAAAUGAGGUCAAUAAGGCAAAUUCAACUAUGCAACUUAAGAUUGAACACGAGCCGAUAGUGCUACAUCAGUACAACAAAGUUGCAAACGAUAUCAAGGAGACCGCAGAGGUGCUUUGUAAAGUGCAAUCAUAUCCGAAACCGGAAUUCCUGUGGCAGUUUGGUACGAAUUUACUAAGCGCUGGUGGAAGUGGGCAUUAUGAGAUCGUUACCACUGCUGACGGCAAUGAUAUAUACACAAGUGUAUUGAAAAUUGGGAAUGUACGUCAUCAGGACUACGGCGAGUACCAUUGCCGAGUGUCAAACCCUCUCAAUACCAUCCAGGUGCCGAUUCGCUUACAACCCAAGGGACCACCAGAGAAACCGACAACGUUGAAAGCAGUCGAGCUAGGAUCAAACUUUGUCAUCUUGUCCUGGAGUCCUGGAUUUGAUGGAGGUCUAGCCAAUACAAAGUACUUCGUUUCUUACCGUAAAAUUGUCAUUCCGAACGAAAGCCUAGUGACAGAAGAAUGUGCGGCUGUAGCGGCUAGUGGUGCCGAAUGGAUGGAGUUUGAUUGUCAAAGGGAGAUUCCGUGCACUAUCAAUCCACUGGAUCGCCAUCAAAGCUACAUUUUCAAGGUCAAGGCGCUCAACACGAAAGGAGUUUCCGAACACUCCAACGAGGUGACAGCAACAACUAAAGUGGAAAACGUUCCGAUUCCACUGAACGCAGCUUUUGAUCCAGAAACUAAGGUACUAACAUUAAAAAUCGCAGCCACAUGCCUGUCAAUGGUGGCUAUAGUUGAAUCGGUAUUGUACGGAGAUACACCAAUGGCUGCAUGGCAUAUCAUCGAGAAGAUCGAUCUGUUGGUGGACGGGCAUGAGCCAACUUAUCGCGAGACCGAAAUAAAACACUUUGUGGCUAAUCGGCGUAGUAAUGGACGCUCGCUAGGUAUUAACUCCCUUGAAGACAUUCCGUUACCAAUUGAAGAUGAAUUAAACCCACGUGUGCGAGUCAAGCUGUGCCUAAAAAUCAACCAUGAAUAUUGUGGUGACUACCUUGAAGCAGACAUUGGACCAUCACUUGUUCAAGAAGCAUCAUUUGUAGAGGUGCCAACACUAAUAGCUAUAAUUGUCACAUCUAUUGUUGCUGGUUUGUGUGCGAUUUUGUUGGUAAUGUUCUGCCGCUGCAAACGGCGUAACCAAAUGAAAGAGUCGAGCGUCAAAUCGAAGGAAUACGACAUCGAUUCGAUACAUCCGUCGAUUGUAGCCCAACAAAACCAGGCGCCUCCUCCUUAUUACUCAGCUAGUAGUUUAGAAAAUAAGGCUCUGGAACACUCUAUGGACCUAGCUAUGGAUUCUAACACGGCGCUAUACGCCAGUCAACAGACAUACGGAUAUCAUCAGCAAAAUGCAAUAGUACCUCAAAUGCCACAAAAUGAUUGGUCUAACAUGGGCUACGUCGAAAACUCUUAUUCAAACUCUAACAAUGGUGGUAGCGUCAACUCUCAAGACUCAAUCUGGCAGUUAAAAAUGUCAGCGGCUGCUUCCAAUUCGGCCAACCUUAUUCCGCAACACAACUAUUUGGAGCAGCAGAUACAACCGAAUUAUGGGUACGAUCCAAUGACGCAUGGUGGAUACGGUGCUGUUGACGAUUAUGCCCCUUAUCCGCACAUGAUGACCGCAACUGGCAACAGCAGUCAACAUGGUGGUGACGACUAUCAUCACAAUCUUCGGAAUAGUCAAAACCCGUCCCGUCAAGAUUAUUGCAGCGAUCCGUAUGCUUCGGUUCAUAAGCCGAAAAAACGCUUAGAUCAACAUAUGGAUUUUGUUGCCGAAUCUCCUUAUCAUGAUGUGAGUGGGCUGCCGGAUCCAUAUAUGGAACAGGACGAAGCUAAAUCCCCCGUUCAGAAUCAGCAUUUGUCUUUGAGCUACGAUGAUGCGCUUGCUAUGGAGAGCGGUUACUCUACACCUAAUUCACGCAACCGGCGCGUUAUACACGAGAUCGUUGUGUAGAGGUUAUUAUGAUACACAAUACAUCAGAGUGUAUUUUAUGAAAUGAGCCACGACCACGAAAUUUUUCAUCGAAAAUCGAUGAAAAGUAACAACUUGCAACGAAACCGACAUCGAAUAUACUAAUCGUAUGGCAAAUACCGAUCUAACACUACGAGGAAAUAGGGGAACCAGAAACAACACACAGUCCUCGUAUUGGACCUUUUAUAUUAAAUUGCUAACUUUCAAUUGCCACUGUCACACAAUCUGGUACCUAGCCAUAUUUUGCAAGGGAUGAAGGGAGAUGAAGGAUGAUCUCAUAACCCAAAUCCUUUCUACAAGUGGCAGGCAGAAUGUCCAUCAAUGAGUGUAACGACUGUAAACUGUGAUUGUACAUAUAGAGUUCAUACUAAUGAAAACAGGAAACAGCAAAAAAUAGAUAAAAUUGUCCGAGCUUUGCGAGGAACUGAUAAAAUUGCCCAACUGGUAUCGUCCAAUUUGAAGUAAGAUACUUAAAGAUAAGUUAAACGCAACGAACGAGCUCAAUGGUACUAAGUUUCCGAAGGUACAGCAAAAUAACUGAACCGAAUCUUAAAUAUUGAAAUGAAUAGAGAAUGAAGUGCUGAAUGUGCCAUUAGCAUGUAGUACAGAGCUUGUAAGGUCAAGAACGAAUGCAAUUAAAUCCUGCCAAUAGUUUUUGUGAGACUCGGUUCGAUUUGAUGUCACAUUACAUCCCGCAAACCACUGUAGAAAGAAGCGAUUGUUUAACAUAAACAGAAACUAUUUGCAUUCUCAAUUGCAAAUAUUAUAGGAGGCAUUGGAAUGGCUCUACUUUUCUUCGCAUUAUCCAGUAUUGCAAUUUCGAGCCGGUGUGUUAAAGAGUUCGUGUCUAGCAGUGCCAUGUUUCGUUUUGUGCCAAUCCUCCUCUUAUUUACAGCACAAGAGACAAAAACACAUUCCCAAUCGACUCAUGAGAGGAUCAAAUCUCACAGGAGAGUUCAAAUGAAUUAAAAUUAUCUCGAACAUCUUUGUUCCUUUCCGAAACAUAUGUAUGAGGCAAUGCAGCUACGUAUAGUAUCAGUUUUUCACAAUGCCGUGAAGUAUUGUUUACGUAUAUAUGAAAAUGGUUCUCUUUUGAAAUCCAGCUUCAUGAUAUUGAUAUAUACAGAAGAGAUAAAAGCUUAUCACAAUAAGUAUAUUGUUUAUUACGUAAAAGUCUUAAUGUACAUAGUGUUAUUUGACCUUAACGACGAAUGCCUUUUGGUUUUGAAAAGAAAACACAAAAUAACUUUUAGAUUGUAUUGCUAUGUGAGAUUCUUUAAUAUUAAGGGAAUUAUUAUUAUUGUAGUAUUAUUUUCGGCACAGUUGCCGUGGAGAAAACAAGGAUAUAAAAUUAGUAAGCAGAAAGCAGAAAUUGAAACUAUAUUCUAGAAUAAUCGUAUACUAUCAUAUAAACGUUUUUAAUUUAAGUAAAUUUGGUCUGAAUAUUGAUCAUUAGGCAUUGUAAAACUACGGAACGCUCGUAUAUUGUGGCAGUGUAAUUUUUACUUUCCUCUGCUCUCUCUCUCUCUCUCUCUCUCUCUCUCUCUCUCUCUCUCUCUCUCUCUCUCUCUCUCUCUCUCUCUCUCUCUCUCUCUCUCUCUCUCUCUCUCUCUUCUCUCUCUCUCUCUCUCUCUCUUUCUCUCUAUCUCUCUUUCUCUCUCAUAUGAUUUUAUCUGGUCAAAUGUAUGGACAGCACUCGUGUUUGUUUCAGAUUAUCGGACGAAUCGUGAAUGUAACAAAUUGGAACAGAAAAUAAUUUUUCCAUAUCUAUUUUUGCUCAGUACGGUAGUAACACUACAUACACGGCAUGUAAAAUGGCAAGCAUAAUGAAUGAGGGACAUGAAGGAAACGAGCGAAAUGCCAUUUCUCACAUUCUGGAACUCCAUAUAAUCGCUUAGUGUGAACGGUAAAACGACGCAGAAUCUGGUCCAGAUAAUCUCAUACAUGACAUGUGACAUUCAGUUACACGUUUUGAUAAAGUUAAAAAGAAAUCGAACAACAUCGUGGAAUAAAAAGAUGUAAUGAAGAGUGUUGUAUGCAUUAUGAUUACAAAUAGUUUUGGUUGUAUUUUGCACACUUUUUCCGUCCACCGAAACAGGAAGAUGUAAAUAACGACUGAGUAAUGAUUUUAGUGUCGUCUGGGCAAGAAAAUCUCUAUUUACCUUUUCCUUAAUAUUUCUAGCUGCAACAUUCUAAAUAGUUCUACAUUUUAAAAGGUUAUGUUAAUUAUUAUUAUAAGAUAAUUACAGUUAAUUAUCAUAAGGCUACUUUCUGGCGAAAAAUAAAUUUUUUUCUA